Messenger RNA from Ceutorhynchus assimilis (cabbage seed weevil), 2373 nucleotides. NCBI's taxonomy places the organism in Eukaryota, Metazoa, Arthropoda, Insecta, Coleoptera, Curculionidae. The record is from the annotation of a GenBank genome assembly.
AUGAACACAAGAGCCAAAAAAAUAAUGGGUAUGUUACAAACACCUAUAAGUUCCGAUAGACCGCCAGAUUUAGUGAGCAAUAUAAUCAGUGUAGGACUAGAAAACGAACAUCACUGCACUAAAGUCGACGUCAUUGUGGAAAAUAUUGAACCUGCAGCAGGACAGGGCAAUGCAGAAAAUUCCUCAAAUUACCCUGAACUGACCGAGUUGAAAAACGUUCCUAUUGAAAGAGAUACAAUAGAAGUCAAUGACACAACCCCAUCUCCUGAGCACAACAGGGGAAAAAGUGCCUUGAUUAUCCCAGAAAUGACUGAGUUAAUGAACAUUUCUAUGGAAAAAAAUACAAUUGAAGAUGACGAUUCCACAACUUCGUCAUUGGAACGUGAUAAUCCUUUUUCUACCGACUCGGAUUCGGAUUAUAUACCUGAUACUGAUGAUACAAGAAACAAUAAUCGCUCUCUUGUAAACUAUUUUUCAAUGUCAAGUGAAGAUGAUAACAAUGAAAUCAUAUCAUCUGAAGAGGAAAACCAAACAAUUGCUGAUGGCGAAGAACUCGAACCACCGAAGUCAAGGAAAAGGAAACGGAAAGUGAAUGCCUGGAAAAGAAAUGAGAUGAAAAAACGAAGAAAUUUGGGACAAACAUAUACAAACACUAAAAAUGAAAUGGUACCAGAGAGAAAAUUGAAAGAGGCUUGUAAAAAUACCUGCAGACUGAAAUGUGUGAAUAAAAUAUCAAAAGACAUGCGACUUUCCAUUUUUUCUGAAUAUUGGGCACUGGGAGACGUUAAUCGCCAACGAUAUUUUAUUCUAAGGUUUGUUGAUUUUAGAAAAAAAAAUAGACAACGUCUUCGUCGAAACCAGAAUGUCCAAAGACAAGAGGAUAUUAGUGAUGAAGAUAAUGACGUGAAUGUGGGUGAUAAUAGUCGUAGAAAAAUGACUUACUUUUACCAUUUGUCUUCAGAGGAAGGAGAAAGAGAAAAAGUCUGUCAAACGUUUUUCCUCAAUACACUUGGAAUAAGUCACCAAGUUGUAAAGACCGUAGCAGCGAAGCUCAAUAUAUCAGAAAACAAUGUGGUUACCAUAGAUGGAGAUAAUAGGGGAAGAAAUAACAUAACAAAAACCCGUAUAAGUCAGCGACAAGAACUUCUAGUAAAGGAUCACAUAAAUUCAUUUGAAGCCGUCGAAAGUCAUUAUACUAGAAAAGACUCUUCAAAGAAAUAUUUACCUGGGUCAUUGAAUAUUUCAAAAAUGUUCAGACUGUAUAUGGAUUAUUGUAAGGAAAACAGAGUUGAUAAGAAAGACAUAGUUCGUGAGUCAAUGUAUCGCUGGAUAUUUGUGAAUAAAUUUAAUAUAGGAUUUCAUAUUCCAAAGAAGGAUCAGUGCGAUCUUUGCGUCAAUUAUCAAAACUCAAAUGAUGCCGAGAAAGUUGAGUUGAAACUUCUCGUCGAAAGUCACAUAUUAAAUAAAGAAGCAAUGCGGAAGAAGAAAGAUGAUGACAAGCUAAAAGCUUCUGCAGAUAACAGUUUUUGUCUGGCAAUUUUUGAUCUUCAACAAGUGUUACAAUGCCCCAAGAUAGAGGUUGGUCAGGCGUAUUACAAGUCAAAAAUAGCUACAUACAAUUUAACAGUCUACGAGGCUGCAAAAAAACAGGGAUAUUGUUACAUGUGGCAUGAGGCCAUAGCUUCUCGAGGAACCUGCGAGAUAGGCAGUUGCGUUUUGAAAUUUAUUAAAAUGAAGGCAGACAGCGGCUGCAGAGAGAUAUCGUUUUAUUCUGAUAAUUGCGCAGGCCAAAAUAAAAACAAGUUUAUGUACAUUAUGCUACUUUAUGCAGCAGUUACAAACCAAGUUAAAAUAACUUUGAGCUUCAUGGAGGUGGGACAUACCCAAAAUGAAGGCGACUCUAUGCACAGUGCCAUCGAGAGAUGUGCCAGACGUAUUCCAAUAUACACUCCAGGACAAUGGGCUACUAUAGCGCGCACUGCAUGUGUAAAAAAACCUUACUUUGUCAACGAGUUGAAUCAAACUGAUUUUUUUGAUUUUAAAGACUUAUUGGCACAAUGUACCAAAAAGUUAGAUAAAGAUACUUGCGGAACUAUUGUUAAGUGGACAGACAUUAGCUGUGUGCAAGUGGAUUUUGCUAAGCCAGAUAUUUUGAAAUUUGCAUACAAGCUACAAGAGGGGUUUUAUGAAAUUAACAUAAAGGAGGGCUCUAGAAAAGAACCAAUAGGUUUUCUUCAAUAUAAUCUAAAACCCCUUAGAAAUAGAUUAAUAUCAAUUUCGAAGAUUAAGUAUGAUUCUAUAAUUUACUACUGCACGAAGAAUGCUGUUGCCAAGGAAUACCAGGACUUUUUUUUAAGUUUGCCGCAUGAAUAG